Molecule: messenger RNA, 4763 nt
Organism: Zootoca vivipara (common lizard)
Lineage: Eukaryota; Metazoa; Chordata; Lepidosauria; Squamata; Lacertidae
Gene: ZNF575
Product: zinc finger protein 575
Biological process (GO): regulation of transcription by RNA polymerase II
Cellular component (GO): nucleus
Molecular function (GO): DNA-binding transcription factor activity, RNA polymerase II-specific; RNA polymerase II cis-regulatory region sequence-specific DNA binding
Source: RefSeq, a predicted model, not a curated record
GUCUGGGGGGCGGGGGCGGGCGCGCAGCAGGAGGAAGGCCCAGCUGCUCAGCUGCAUAUAUAGAUGCGGUGAAAAGGCGAGGGAUGCCCAGCGGGGGGGGGGGAUCCAAAAAUGGGGAGUCUCCGCUGCAUUCGGAUUUGAAGGUGGUUUUGCAUUUGCUCCAGGCCUUGGCGAGGCCGGGUGAAGAAGGGGGCAGUUUUAUUUUCCUCUCCGCCCCUCCCCCCAAAGAAAGACUAACCCGCUUUGAAAGCACACACCCCAAUAUGGUGUGAACCCGGGUGCAUUGCACCAAAUCCAGAUUUCCCUCGGUGGUAAUACGAAUCCCAUUGCACGUAGGAUUCCAAGCACCUGGUCUCCUGUCCACUGUCUGACUGGUUUGGGGAAAGGAGGGCCAGCUGUAAGGGAAGGGGGCUGCCCCAUAGCAGCAAGAGCUGUUGUCUGUGUUUACUGGGAAGUAAGUGCCACUCGGCUUCAUGGGGCUUACUCCCAGGUAACUGUACCGAGGAUGGCUGCCUUGGUUGCAUUUUUCUAAAAAUAAAAAAAAUGCUUUGAAGAAAACAUUGUGGUUCGUGGCUGGUGCAAACUCUACAUGGUGCACACCUGCUUCUUGAGGAACUAGGUCAGGGGGCUCACGUUCAAAUAGUUUGGGCCCAGCACCAAACAACUCCGUUCUACCACAACCCUAUGUGUGUUUACUCAAAAGUAAAACCCACAGUGUCCAGUGGUGCUUGCAUGCGGAUAAGUGUGUCUCGGAUUUCAGACUGCGAAACUGAACUUUCCUGGAAAGCCAACAGCUUGCUCUUUAAACAUAAUGUAUAUAUAAUAGCUUAUAUAUAAUAGUUUAUAUAAGCCAUUUUGCUUGUAAUUGUUGCAUAUACAAACAUUUGCCUUGCUAGGUCCUGAGGCAUCGCUCCCCCCUCUAAAAAUAAAAAGGUCUGUUAUUGAAAGAGGUACCUACUCAAGUCAGAGCCAUCCUGAAGUGACUUACUCAACUGAGUAAGCAUGUGCAGUGAUGUGAUUUCUGCAAAUUACUGUUGUUAUUAUUAUUAGUAAUUGAAUUUCUAUCCCACCCUUCAUUCAAGGAUCAUGUGGUGGUUUACAAUAUAAAAACACAAAUAUACGCAACAGAACUGCAAACAAAACAACAACCCCUUUUUGCAAGGAGCUCUGGGAACUUGUAGCGCUGUGAGGCAUUGCCAACAACUCUCAGCACCCAGGAGUAACUACAGUUCCCAGAAUUCCUUGGGGGAAAGCCAUGACUGUGUGAAGGGGCAUCUCGGUGCUUUAAAUGUGUGGACGUGGUCCCAAUUCGUUGCUGGCCUCCCAACUCUCCAGCGCCAGCCAGCAUGGCCAAUGGUCUGUUUCCAGCAGAUAUUGUUUCCGCAGCUUCCUGCCAUCAGGAACCUACUGGAAGGGAGGAUAUUGGGGUCCGACCAUAGCUGCCAAGUUUUCCCUUUUCUCGCGAGGAAGCCUAUUCAGCAUAAGGGAAAAUCCCUUAAAAAAAGGGAUAACUUGGCAGCUAUGGGUCCGGCCCUCUUUUGCAUAGGCCACCAUCUGAUCCGAAAGCUUUCCCCUGUAAUACUUGGUUUGCAAAGGCUGUUAGUUUCCUUUCUCCUCUCUGCCUUAUCCACCAACUCCUCCUCUCUGGCCUGUAUUCCAAGCGAGUUUCCAUAGCAACUCCACACUUAGGCCAAGAGCAGAAUCCAGCAGUAAUUGGAUCCCGGGGCCUUUUGGGAGCCAUGAGGGAACCGUGUGAUUGAAGUACCAUUAGUUAACACAGUUCUGAUCCAUACGCUACCCGACUGACCUGUGGCAAAACCGAGGCCAAGCCUGUAAAUGAGGGCGCAGGAAUAACCAGCCCAUUUGCCCACACAUCCUCGUAAAGUUUAUGUGAGGCUUGGAAACGGGUGUGGGGUGUGGGGGUGUGGAGGAGGCCUAUUUGCACAGAUCUGGCCUCCCUAGUCAACUCGAGCCGCUUCUCGCUCGCCAUAGGUGACCAGGCCAAGGGGCUGUUUACAAGCCUGUACAAGAUGUGAGGGGACUGGAUUUCUGCAUUUUAUUUUAUUUUUCAAAUUAAACAUUGUUGUGUUGUGAUGGGAGCGGGGUGGCGAUACAUUUUCCCGUUGCUAAGGUAUAUAUUUUCCUGUUAAAUCUCUAUCUACGAUGCAUUGCUUCAUUAAAAUUAGUUAGCAACAUAAUGAGUGGGAUGCCAGUGCUAUAUCGAGUCCAGUUGGCAGCUUCCAAGGGACGGUGAAAUGAGCAUAUUAACAUAUUUUCAUUUGGAAAGAGAAGUGUGUAUGUGUUACAUUCUCACCCGACCAAGCCUUGUCCUGAUGCUGGAAAGGGGGGAACAGCCUUGCAUGAGCAACAGCAAGAUCAGCGUGGGCACCAACCCUCUGAGCAGCAGUGUUGCGGACUCGCAGGCCCUGAAAGAGAACGCAAAGUCACCUUCGUCCGCGGCUCUGUCUUCGCCGCCCGCCACGGAGUCGCCCAAGCCUGCCCGGCCCCGCCGCCCCCGCCCCCCGGCCGUGCUGCCCUCCGAGCGCCCCUACCAGUGCAAAGACUGCGGCAAGCGCUUCGUGUACCGCUCCAAGCUGGCCACGCACCAGUGGACCCAUUGCGCCGAGCGCCCGUACAAAUGCCCCGACUGCCCCAAGAGUUUCAGCUACCCGUCCAAGCUGGCGGCCCACCGCCGCACGCACACCGGCGAGCGGCCCUACCCCUGCACGCUCUGCCCCAAGCGCUUCGGACACCGCUCCAAGCUGGCCGCCCACCAGUGGAUCCACACGCCCGAGCGCCCGUACAAAUGCGCCGACUGCCCCAAGAGCUUCUGCUACCCUUCCAAGCUGGCCGCCCACCGCCGCACACACACGGGGCAGCGGCCCUACCCCUGCAACCGCUGCGGGAAGAGCUUCUGCUACCCGUCCAAGCUGGCGGCCCACCAGCAGAUCCACGCAGCCGCUGCGGCGGGGCGGCCCUACCCGUGCAUGCGCUGCAGCAAGAGCUUCCGGCAGCUGCGCAACCUCACGCUCCACCAGCGGGUGCACGAGGACGGGGAAGUGGGGGAUGACUUGUCCCAAAGCAAAGGCCACAGCAACGUAGAGAGGCCAUAGGAGAUCUGAAGCGACUGGACAACACGGGGGUGCAGGGAGGAAAUUGGCUAACUUGGGUGCAGUGGGAUCUUUGUAAAUAACAGCAAGGGAGAGGGGGUUUGGGGUUUACACAGAGAUGCGCUUUGAGGACCCAGUUGCUCAGCUCUUGUGUUGAGGGUCUUGCCGCUGUUCCCCUCCCCCUACAGUGCCAAGUCGAUGUGUGUGUACUCUCCUCCUCCCCAUAGCCCAAGCUGUGUAUACCAUGCUGAAAAAAAGCCAAAGUGUGUGUGGUCAGAGAACCCCGGUUCUGCGCUCAGAAACGGCAUAUUCUGCAACCUGACUAACUUGUGUAUUGCUGAGAUGUGUGCCUAGGAGGGGCAGAGUGCCACGGCCUGCAACCUCAGCACUCCACUGAUUCUACAAAACAAGCUCAGCCACCUUUGAAUCCCAAUUUCACAAGAAGCUUGCAUAAAUUCAUAGAAAAUGUAUGGAUAUGCACAAAUCUUCCGGAGAGCAGAAUUCUGCCAUUGCUUUGUACAACCUCUGACCAUUGCCCAGGCUGUCUCUUGUCUGUGAUCAGUUGGCGCAUGCUUACAUUGGAAUGCAGAGACCAGCAUCUUCACAGUCCAAGGCUCUACUAAGUUAGGCCUGUCAAACUUAGCAUUUUCCUGGGUUGUACAUCAUCUGCCUCCUGUGGCUUAUCAAACCCUGUUUGUGCAUCCGGCCUGUGGCUAAAGAAAAGGGGGACAGUUUUAACAACGCCGCACACACACCGGUGUCACAUACAGUGUGUGCAAUAGAAGUUGCUAGUCCUUAUGAAGGCACAGAUAAGUCUGAAAAUGUGGUUGUGGCACCUGCAACAUUGCCAGGGGUAGCUUAAGUCAAAAUUCCAAGAAUACAUGAAUUUUUUUGGGUGUGCUUGCACGCUACAUUCUGUACAGUGGUGGGCCCUCCCAAAAAGUAGCAGUAGAAUAAUUUUGCAAAUGUUAUGUAUUGUGUUCAUCUGCCAUUUUUUAAAUUUUUGCUUUAGUUGGCAUGGAAUCUUACCUCUGAGCCAGCUGCUGUAAAAACUGGUGGCUCUGGGCUUCUGUUCCUGAUCACAUCAAAAUAUGUCUCCAGGCAUUUACAACAUGUACUGAAAACUGCUGAAGCACAUAGAUUUCUUGUGCUGCAUUUGGAUGGUUGAAUUUCCCACCCCACCCCAUCACUUGGUUUACACAACUUUUACUGCUCGGUUACUUUCGCUUCUUCCGUGUGACCGUUUCACCACAUGCCUAGAAACCUGCCUUCCUUUGUUCCCCCCCCCCCAAAAAAAACAUCCCCCACUUUUGGGGGUUACUGUCUUGCCUCUUGGUUCAAAUGUUGAAUUUCUCAGACACAGUGUUCCAAUCUCCCAUUUUUAGACACAUGCCCACCUUUCCACCCCACUUUCUUGGAUGAAUUCUACACACACACUCUUUGUCCUUGUACCGUUUGCCAAAGCAUCUUUUGCUUUCUCACCCCCACCCCCCAGGCAUUUGUUCAGAUUGUUGCAAGGGAAGCAGGGAGGGGGGGCUGAUUGAUCCAUGGUAUGUUUGUAGUUAAUACUAAACAAAUGGGACUCCCCUGGGAGCCUGGAGUUUUUUUGUCUUAUUUUUCUUGGAAAAAAAUAAUAAAACCUAUAAAAGUUGA